CUGGAAUUCAGUUCUCACGUCCAGAACAACAGCACCAUCAGAUCUCAACUCCGACUUGUUUUCCUCUCGAGUUCCCGAAAGUAUUCCAUCCAGCGACAGACCUAGCAGAAGCUCAAAGCUACCCCACUACCCCGCCAACUCCCAUCACAACCAUCAACCGCUCACCACCAUGUCGCAUCACCACGACCACGGCGACAACUGCCACUCCGAGUCCCACGGCGACGACCAUGACCACGCCCACGACCACACUGACGACCUAACCCCCGCCCUCCAAAACAUCCUCACCGCACAAAUCGACUUCAGCGCGCUGAUAACCCUCAACGAAGACGCCUCCAACAGCGGGCGCGCAAUCUGCCAAAAGCCAUGGACUGAGCGCCUCUCCACCGCGCCGGAACUCGUGUCCUCGGCUGACGAGCAGCUGCUCAUGAUCGUGCCCUUCACAGGCCAAGUGCGGCUGCACUCGAUCCUGAUCCGCGCCUCGACCUCCCCCUCAUGUCCAAAGACGCUAAAGCUAUUUCUCAACGCGGACGGGGGUUUCGACUUCGACACGGCGAGUGACAAGCCGGCAACGCAGGAGCUGUGCGUGAGCCAGACGAAUGAUGUGCAGGAGAUUCCCGUGCGGCGCGUGCUGUUCAAUACAACGAGGAGCUUGGGGCUGUUCUUCGAGGAUAACUGGUCCGAUGGCGAGGAGGAUGAGACGCGGAUUACAUACUUGGGGUUCAAGGGGGACUUUUUAAGGCUCAAUAAGGAGCCCGUUAGUGUGUUGUAUGAGGCGGCGGCGAAUCCUAGUGAUCACAAGCUGGCGCAGGGGAUUGGGGAGGGGGUGGAGAGGAGUGUGCAAUAGGGUUGGGGAUUGAGAGAGAAGGUGAGUCGCAUAUUUUGCAGAGAGGUCAAGAAGAGCAUAGAGACGAAGUCUAAAGUAAUGGCAUGAUCGCUCAGACGCGUAGUAGCGUCCGUCACGCCC
This is a messenger RNA of Dothidotthia symphoricarpi CBS 119687, 964 nucleotides long. Its product is annotated as DUF1000-domain-containing protein. NCBI's taxonomy places the organism in Eukaryota, Fungi, Ascomycota, Dothideomycetes, Pleosporales, Dothidotthiaceae. The record is from RefSeq and is a predicted model, not a curated record. The coding region runs from base 170 to 844 and encodes 224 amino acids. Gene Ontology annotation, cellular component: nucleus. The transcript is spliced from 2 exons.